Amaranthus tricolor (Joseph's coat) is the source of this 1700-nucleotide messenger RNA. RefSeq names its product E3 ubiquitin-protein ligase BOI-like. Lineage: Eukaryota; Viridiplantae; Streptophyta; Magnoliopsida; Caryophyllales; Amaranthaceae. The transcript has 5 exons. Gene Ontology annotation, molecular function: ubiquitin-protein transferase activity. The coding region runs from base 567 to 1580 and encodes 337 amino acids. The record is from RefSeq and is a predicted model, not a curated record.
UCUCAUCAUGUAAUUUGUACAUACCUACCACUAAUAUUUUUCUUUCAAAGAAAAAAGCUUUGAACUUGCGUAGAACCGUUCCCAUUUCCAUUACCCAAAACAAGCUCACAUACAAUAAACCAACACAACUGCAACACAAGCACGAGCACCUGCACCUCCCCCACUCCCCAAUUAUUCUCUUUCAUCUCCUUAAAAUUCCCACACAUCCAUCCCCCCUCUUUUUUUUUUUUUUUUCAUUUUUUUUUCUUUUUAAAUUUUGUAUUUUCUUAUUGUUAUUGGUUGUCCCCUUCUUCUUUCCUUCAUUUCUUCAUUUUGGGUGCUUAAUUUAUGAGCUUUAUCGGCUUAUUUAUGGCGUUUCACGGAUCUUCUUGAUCAAUUUUACCUUCUUUCUCUUUGUACAUAAAUUACUAUCAUCUUAUUUUUCAGGAUCUGUUCUUGGGUUUUCUACAGAAGGUGAAUUCAUAGAAGGGUUUUGAUAGUUAAAUUGUUCAGGUGUUGCUAGUGUGUACCAUCUUGUAAAGAAGUCUGUGAAAGUACACUGAAGUUUGAUCUGCAAUCUGAUCACAAUGUUCGGUGGCAGCAACAACAAUCAUGCACUUCCUAUGUUUUUGGAUGACAAUCAAUUUCAGCUUAAUACUAAUGCACCAAACCAUCAACUCCAGCUUUUUGGGAAUUUACCUGUGGGAUGUACAGUUGACCCAGUAAAUUAUUUUGGAAAUGAGCAUAAUUCAUCUGUUGUUCGGUCUAACAAACGCGUUAGAGAGGCUGAAGAUCUUUCUAGGCAACAAAAACUCCAGAUCUCGUUAAAUUAUAACAUGUGCCAGGAUGAAGUUGACCGUUCGGCUAGCAUUCCGAACCACAAUCCAGUAUCUACUGGGCUCCGGCUCUCGUAUGAUGACGAUGAACACAACUCAUCUGUCACAUCUGCUAGCGGAAGCAUGACAGCAACACCCUCCAUCCUACUCUCGCUUAAUGACAAUAUCAGGAGUGAGCUCGAACGACAGAAAGAAGAAUUUGACCAGUAUAUCAAAAUUCAGCAAGAGCAGUUAGCAAAGGGUGUAAGAGACAUGAAGCAAAGACACAUGGCAUCGUUCUUAAACACUAUCGAAGAUGGUAUAAGCAAGAAGCUUCGAGAAAAGGAGACGGAGUUAGAAAAUAUAAACCGCAAAAACAAGGAACUUAUGGAGAGAAUAAAGCAUGCAGCCACCGAAGCACAAAACUGGCAUUACCGUGCAAAAUACAAUGAGUCCAUGGUUAAUAUCCUUAAAAACAACCUUCAGAAAGCGAUUUCUCAGGGUGCGGAUCAAGGGAAGGAAGGGUUUGGAGACAGUGAGGUCGAUGACGCAACUUCUUACAUCGAUCCAACAAAUUACCUCAUAGUGGCUGGAGGUCGGGGAAAGUCUAUUAUGGGACAAAAUUCAGAGCAUUUGGCAUGCCGAGCUUGUCGAUCUCGGGAGGUGUCGAUUUUGCUGAUGCCAUGUCGGCACCUGUGUGUGUGCAAGGAAUGUGAUGGGUUCGUAAGCGUCUGCCCGGUCUGCCAUAUCCCUAAAAGUGCUAGUGUGGAAGUAUACUUGUCUUGACAUUGUGUGAUGAUAUUAUGGAGUUUUACCAUGUAUGCCUAUUGCCUAGUCUUGUUGAGAUGUAUACUAAGAUGAAAUACCAAAUGUUGGUGGAAUUAAGCCAUUGUCAUGGUCUUGUUA